GGGUUCCCAAGCUCGUCGGCGGAAUGACGUCUCCCUUCGACGGUGUGGCCUGCUUCUGGCUGUCACUGAUCUGGAUCCAACUGGGUCUCAUCAAUGCAGGCCUGGAGUUCCUAAAGGAUUGCGUUCCCCUGCACCUGGUGCGUCUGCGAGAGAUCGAGGACGAGGAGCGGCCAAUCGAGGGCGAGUGCACCCUGGGAGCCAUCAGCAUUCGUAUGUUCGCCUUUUAAAGAUUGCUAUUAUGAAUCAUCUUGAACUCAUUAUAAUUACAUACUUUAGCUAUAUUACACCUCAAAUUCUUAGUUAUGUAAACAAAAGAAAGGAAAACACUUAUUAAUUGUAAAAUGGCUUUAAAAAUGGUAUUGCUAGUACUCGCACGUUUUUUAUAAUCUUAUCUUAACCAAAAGUACAAUACAUUUGAUUGUUAAUGUAGCAAAUAUAAGGUAUCAUGGUAUCAUUUGAAUGAAAAUGAAACAAGUAAAACAAGUAAUACUAUAUUUUCAUAUGACAUAUGCACAAUGAACCUUUUCACGAUUUGUUGUAUAUAUUUAAGCUAUAAGGUUGAUGACUCUAGAUAAAACUGAAAGAAACUGAAGAUAAUACACGAAAUCAUCAGAA
This is a messenger RNA of Drosophila erecta, 615 nucleotides long. RefSeq lists its product as uncharacterized. The transcript has a single exon. Lineage: Eukaryota; Metazoa; Arthropoda; Insecta; Diptera; Drosophilidae. Bases 24 to 227 code for a protein of 67 amino acids. The record is from RefSeq and is a predicted model, not a curated record.